Messenger RNA from Coregonus sp. 'balchen', 31145 nucleotides. Lineage: Eukaryota; Metazoa; Chordata; Actinopteri; Salmoniformes; Salmonidae. The record is from the annotation of a GenBank genome assembly.
AUGGCCCCAGCCCUGACCAAGCUCUCCAAAGAAGACCACGGAAUCCACCUGGGGUCCAGCAACAUGGAUGCAGAUGGGGCAAUGCUCAAUAUCGAGUGUGAUCCUCAGUUGAAACUGAUGGAGGACAGUUAUGCUCAGAGGGUGUGGCUGAACUUUUCCUCUCUACCCUUUCUGGACACUUGUUGCUCCAGCAAGAGUCCCCUUGACUUUCCCGAGUCGCUCCUGUCCCCUCUGCUACAGGCCUCGGCUGGCCAGUACAAAACUGUGCUUCUUUCCAGCCCCGGUUCCCUGCUCAGCCUCCUGGCCCUCAACAAAACCCUGAAGCAUUCCCUGGUGGCCUGUCCAGGUGCACAAGACAUAUAUUUUGUUCCCAUCCCUGAACACAAUAGCCAAGGUGUGGCUCAGCAGCAACAGCAGUGUCAACACAGUGGCCAUGGACCAGAUGGCUAUGAUAUCCCCCAGUCCCCUUCAAAACACGGCCCGGGGGAUCUCAUGUCCCAGUACAACCCUGCUGUCCUCACACCCCUCAUUGAGAGGCAGGAGGAACGGGGCUCCAGCAGCACAGUCACAGCUCCAGCCCAGCUGUGGGCCAGGGGGGCUAGGAGCCAGGUCCAGGAGCAGCCUGUGACUGCAUUGGUGGAGGAGGUAGUGAGAGAGCAGACCCACUGGCAUCUCUCCCAACAAGCGGCUCAGUUAGGACGGGCUGGGAGGCUCCAGAGGAGACUUCAAGCUCUACUAGGGGACCACGCCUCUCGCCACUGCAGCCUCCAGCUGGAGGGUCUGAAGGGGAGUCAGGGCAGGGAGACCCCAGGUCCCCCCUCACCCCCAGCUGACACCAAGCCCUUUGAUACAGCCAUGGGGCAGAGACAGACGGGUACACUGAGCCGCAGGACCCAGGGCCCUGCCCUACUGCAGACCUCCUUACCCCCAUCUCCCUCCACAGACAUCCAGGAGUUUACCCGCUAUGCCCAGGUUGUGCUGCGCGGGGUGCAGGAGGCUGUAGACUCUGAUGCCACAGAGAGCAGCUCAGAUGAAGAGUUGGAGCCUCAGCAGAAAUGGGGGACCACAUCUCGAUCAGUGUGAGUACAGACAUUCUGGUAAUGUGCUGUAAUAAUGUUGUAGACCUGUUAAUUACUUAUGAGAAACAGGAAGUCUGUUGUUCAGUUGAAUAAGAAUGAUAGGGAAUUUUAUUUCAUGCUUGAGUGGGAUGCUAAAACAUUGUCGAAGUCCUAACUGUAUGCAACAGGAACCAAGGAUUUUCAUAGUUAACUGUGUCUCUGGAUGAGGUUUGUUAAAAGCUGUUAGCUGAAAACCUGGAGCUGGCAUAUUUUAAAGAGCUGUGGUGUUUUCCUGGAUACCACAGUGGGUUAUCACAGCUAAAUAAACAGGGUUAAGGGGAGAGUUAGGCUAUGAAAAACACAUGCCAUAUGUGUGUCAGUGAGUGAAUUAUAAAUGGAAAAACAGACCUGGGUCUGGCAUCAUCCUAGCAUCAUCCUGCUGGGUAGAACACAGAGCUAGAAUGAUUCCAAGUCUAUGCUAUUCAUUCUAUUUCUAUGGGGUAGAAUGGUCUCUGUGGCCUUUCAUUAGCUCCUCCAUGGAGAGAGGUUAUGGCAUGCACCUCCCCCGGGAAUAUCUCUCCUCUUCCGAGACUGAAUGGGCCAUUCUUGGCCCCUCUUUCUGGAAAAUGUGAUAACAAUGGUUACAACGCUAAAAUUGGGAAGUCGUACUCACUCUUGAUUUCUGUCCUCUUUCAGUUUCUUAUAUGUUCAUAAUUUGACGUGGAAUUACUGUGGCAGAAUAGGAUAAUUCCUUGAAAGUGAAAUGAGGGGCACACCCUGUAAUACAGGGAUGGGCAACUUUGAUGGGAGCGGGGGCCACAACAAAUCUGAACUCCUCCUGAGGGGCCGCAGUGGCUUGCGGGUCUGUGUACCCCCAUCCAUACCCACACAUGCAGUCAGUGUUGGCCCUAGCCUUUUGGGGGCCCUAAGCAACAUUUCCUGCAAUUCAAUUUUUUUCUCCAUAGGGUGGAGAGAAUUGUGAGAGUGACUAACAAAAUCAAUGGUGGACCCCCGGUCAAUAAUUGGACAAUGAUUACUAUAAGUUUAGAUAUCUGGCCGCUAGACCAGGAAAAAAAAGUCAUGUUAGCUGACAUGGGCUAAUUGAGUAACUGUCAUAACAAAAGAAAAACUGCUGAUGCACAACCACCAUUUUUAAAUUGCAUCUUGUAGUGUAUUCUGCUAUUCUAACUCUGAACAGUAAAUUGAGACCUAAAAAAAAUGUGUAUAUAUUAUUUAAAAAAACAAAAACAACUGAGGGGGAAUUGAUCCAUCCCAGCUGUAGGCUUUACUUUAUGCCCCGACCUACAACUAGAGUAAUAACAGUGUUUAAGAAAGCAGAGCUUAGUUAAUACAUACAGGCUGGCUUUUUCCUCAGUUGGGAUCAGGGCUGAAAACGUGUGUGUAACUGCAAGAAUAAUGAAAUGCACCACCAGUAUAGAACAGCUCCAGUGCCACUGUGUAUUUAGCUUUGUUGAGCUGGCCUGGCAGAGGGUGGAUGGUUGGUGUUUUCCAUUGGGCGGCAGCAGUGUCUCUGGAGAAUGGAGAUAGUGCCCAGGUCCUGUGGGCUGUUUGUUUAUGUUGCAACCCGGGAGGGAGUGCUGCUCCUCAGCAAGAGAUAGAGCCUCUCCUCUCCUCUUAGACUGCUUGACUUGGGAUGGGGGUGGCAGCUUUUUACACUUUAGCGGUGUGGAAAGGUUCCACCACCUAGCUUACAACUCAAAGGAUAUCAAAAGUCAUUUUUCACUUUCCUUAUUGUGAAAUGAAACCAAACUUGAAGUGGUUUUAGUUUGAGAGGCGACAGUGUUACAGAAUUGAGCCUGUGUUUGUUAGUGUGGGGGUCUAUCUAUAUCUAUGCCCCACCAGUCACCAGCCGACCCAGCCGCCCUUUAGUUGUCCACUCUGUUUGAAGUGGCUUGCUCCUGGCAUUCUCAGGGCCGCUACAUAGAGCCAUGGUAACUAACCUAACUGGACUGUGGAACUGCCUGCCAGAAACCAACGUCUAGCCCUGCACUACAGUAAUAGUGGAAUGCAGUCAGAAGCUCCAUGGAAACCUACACACAGUUUUCUAAUUAUUUAUUUGUGGCCUAGAUAUACUUUCUACUCAUCUCAACAGAAUAAAAAUAAUGCUCCCUCAUUAUCUGCCGUGUAAUAUGAAAAGGCUGAUAUGCAAAAGUAGCAUUUUCAUCUAGUGCUUUAAAAUGUAGGUCAUAGUGUAGGCUAUUUGUUGACGGUACUGUGUAAACAUUAACCAUAUGUCCUCAGCCUCUGUACUCUUGUUGUGCUGGCCUAUCUAUGUUUUAAAGGUCAGUAAACAUACACACACUCCAACCGUUCAACCUGUUUCAAGGAAAAGGUUGUAUUUUAUUAGAUGAAGAAAAAACCUACAGAAAUGAAUAAUCUAGAAAAAUAUGGAAGUGUUUAGGGCAAACAUCCCUAUUAAGCCCACAAAAUCCACUUUUCAGACAUUCUUUAAAUAUACUGACCCAAUUUAAGUGAGAACAUUUUAGUUAAAAUGAAAAUCUCUCAUUUGAAGUGUCAAUAAUUCAUUUAUACCAAUUUCUAAUGUUUUUAUUGUUUAAUUUGUCAAAAUAUGUUGAAAGUCUGGCAUUGACUUAAUGGGUACCUAAUGUAACCUUUAAGCCCAUGGGUGUUCCAAAUAAGCCCACUUCAGAUUUGUUGAUGAAUAAAUAUAUAAUUUAUAUUUAAAAAAUCUUAACAAUACAAACUUGUUCUUGCCAAAUCUGUAAUCUCAAUAGCUAUUUUCAUUUAGUCUCCACUCCUAUCCUGCCUGUAAAUGGCAUUUGAAAUGGGCGUACCAGCCUUUUUGCUGUGUUGUCAACGCAGAAAAAGCUAAACUUCUUUGGAAUGUAGCCAAAAAAUCAAAACUAUAGUGGAAAUGACUCUUCAAUACUUCAUCUUUCAAUAUGUGUUGUCAUUUAGUCUGUAUCUCUAUCCUAUGGUGUGCUGUUGGCAUUUGAAAUUGGCCAAAAUUGUAGAUGAAGAUUUCUGAAGACCGACUGACUAAAAGAAAAACUGUUUGCAGGUUCAAUACUAAUGUUCAAAGGAUUGUAAAUGAGUCAAUUUCAGGAUUUACAUUUAAACAAUAACUUUAAUUGAUUUUCAAAUGUUAAUCACAUUUAGGCUAGUAGUUUGAAAACAUUGUAAAAACACAUUUUAAAACCAUUCAGUUCAUUGUGGAGUAACAUUAAAACAUACAGUUCAUUGUGAGGAGACAUCUGUCAAAACAUCUUGAAGCUCAUGUAUCAUUAGCCUAUAACUUAAGCAAAAUAAAGAAGAAACAUUUCUGCAAUUUCUACUUUCUCCUAGGCUAAACGUAGGCCUAUGCUCUUUGAUGUGAUUUUAUCGUUUUAGUUAUCUUAGUAGUGUAACAAAACAGGUUAUAGGGUGGUCUAAGCUUUAUUUUGUUUGUUUGUUUCAAUCUUUUGCCCAUGUUGUGGUUGUCUUUGCUUGCCAGUCUUAUGCAAACAAGUCUUUGAUGGCUUUUAUCUUGUUUUUGUACAGAUUUUCAAUGACCUCAUGAUUGAGCAAAUAUAAUGGUCCAGGUCCCUCCAGCUCUGCUUUGCAGAGGAUGAACUUGAGGUCUACAUCCUCAAUCUUGUCCCUGGAUGGGAGGAAGUUGUUUGGCCCUCUGUCUAGGAACUUCAUCACGUACCGUUCACCCUCUGGUGGUGCUGACUCGUUAAGUGAUCGUGCGAUGUAAUAUGCCGCUGAUUUCGUGAACAUGACAGCAUAGUACACAUCGCUCUCCACUGUGAAGGUUGUGGUACAGGUUUCUGUAUUCUCAUUUGCCUCUUUGCUCACUGCCUCAUUGCCCACUGCCUCCGAUGCAUUUGCCUUCUCCAGAAGAGCCUUCUUGGUCUUGCCAUCCUUUGGUUGUUUCUUUUUUGCUGCCUUCUUUUUCUCACUUUCCCCUAGCUGCGACAAGGCUUGUUCAGAUGUUAGACUCCAUAUUUUAGAGUGUUGAUUCUCUGUCUUUUGGAGGAUUGCUCUUCUUGGUUGGCAUGAUGCAUUGCAGGAAGAAAUCUUUGAUGCCAAUGCCUGAUGAGGGUGAAGGGCUUGAAGUUGCAGACUAUGCAGACGUUGAUGGCUGUGGUUGUGACAUUUCAUCAUUUGCAGGCAUUGCAACCUCAGUAUUGGUGAUGUUGAGAAUGUUGGACCCAGCAAGAGUUCCUACACUGAGGAUAAUCUGGGACAUGGAUUCUUCGCCCACAGAUGUUGCGCAUGGGCAUGGUUGUGCAGUUGGAGAUAUAGAGGUGGCACGGGGUCCCACUGGAAAGUUUAGUGCUGUUUUCCUGGCUGGGCGAGGUUGUGCAGGUGGAGACAGAGCGAUCACAUGGGGUCCCAGAGGAGUAUCGUUGCUUGUCAUAGUUUCUGCCAGAUGCUGUGGUUAUGAUUGGCCAUCUUCCAUGGUGAACGGUGUGUAGUCUUCUGUGAUAACCCUGUCUGGACAGUAAGGAUAAAUGACAGUGCUUUUAAACCCACUCUUCAGAUUCUCAUCCUUUAGACCUAUCUCCAACACCGCCUUCAGUUCGGAUGGGAAAUCCUAUUUUCGGAUCUUGUCCCUGGUCACAUGAGAGUGCCACCGCAGCUUUGUUCUCCACUGCCUCUUCACCUCCCCUUAAAACAGCUCUGUCGAGUGGCAGAAGAAUGUGGGUUAGGUGAGACGGCAGUCUCAGCAAUACCACAUUGUUCUGUUUCGCCUUUAAGGCAAAGCUGAGGGAGAUGUGGGAAACAUGUCCGUCAAAUAUUAGCAUUCGUGGAAAUGCUAAGUUAGACCACCUCUCAGAAUCCUUGAGGAAGAGGUGUGAGAAGUAGUCCUCGAAUACAACCCUCUCCAUCCAUCCAUAUUUUCAGGCUUAUCCAUGACAUCGGCUUUAACCAUCUCCUUUUCAAGGAGUGCAAACCAGCUUCUGAGAAUGGCUGGGUCGGAUGUGGCUUUUGCCCUUGCCUCUGGGAACUGUUCCGACUUCCUUAUGGUCAGUUCCGGAUGGUCCCGCAUGAAGCGUUCUAACCAUUUUCGGCCGGGUCUUUGGUCCUUGAAGGGGGUUUGAAGUUCCUUUGCUAUCACAAGCUCUUGAACGAGAUGGAGAAGAUCUGUCCGGGUAAAGCCCCAACGCCACUGGCAAAGGACCUGAAGAGAUGGAGAAGAUCCGUCCGGGUAAAGCCCCAACGCCACUGGCAAAGGACCUGAAGAGAUGGAGAAUGACAAAGCAUUAGUCCUGGACGCACGUGUAAGCGCACACACACACACACACACACACGUUUGCAUGCACACACACACACACACACACACACACUUAUUUAUGUGUGCACACACACAUUGCACACACACUUAUGCACGCACACACAAACACGUCACAGGCACAGAUUGAGAACCACUGGAUUAGGCAAAAUCACAUUUUUCAUGACCUCAUAUUGGGCUACCCACUGUUUCAUGUUAUCUUUUUCUUAGCCUAUCAGUCACUACAGUAUAACCCUACCCGAAGACACUCUGAAAUCCCUGCUCUACCGCUGGACUCAGGUAGAUCACAUGUCCCUAUUGUGCAUCAAUGCUCAGCUGCUCCUUCACUCUCUGCCUCAACGACUUCCUGUCUACUCCAUAACGUUUUGCCAGAAAUUAGAGAUUUUGCAUUGUUCCCUUCCCUGUACAGAUGGCAUGCUUCUAUCAUGCGUGGGCAUGAACUGGAGUUUUUUCGUGUUUUAGUCAUCUCAAACUAAAACUCAUCUGAAAAGUAGGCCUAAAGAUAAAACAAUUGUUGUUAAUGUUAGGAUAGAAUAUAGGCCUAUCCAGAAUGAAUUGACCUAUGUAAUAUGACUGAUAUUUAAAUAUGGGUAUUAAUUAUCUGAAUUAUGGAGCUGAUUUAUCAGGUGAGGUCAAAAUUAGGGAGGUAUAUGGUUCAAAGGUCAAAAGGAAGAAAAUCCCCAUUGAAACACAGUCAAGUGGCCUUAAUGGGAGCAGGUGGGCUUAAAGGGAACAUCAGUCAAUUUAUGGUUAAAAGACAGAAUAUGUUAUUCUACGCACAUGACAAUAAAAAAACAACUAUAUGAAAUAAAUCUAUAUACAGUGGGGGAAAAAAGUAUUUAGUCAGCCACCAAUUGUGCAAGUUCUCCCACUUAAAAAGAUGAGAGAGGCCUGUAAUUUUCAUCAUAGGUACACGUCAACUAUGACAGACAAAAUGAGGAAAAAAAUCCAGAAAAUCACAUUGUAGGAUUUUUAAUGAAUUUAUUUGCAAAUUAUGGUGGAAAAUAAGUAUUUGGUCAAUAACAAAAGUUUCUCAAUACUUUGUUAUAUACCAUUUGUUGGCAAUGACACAGGUCAUUGCUGGUAUUUUGGCCCAUUCCUCCAUGCAGAUCUCCUCUAGAGCAGUGAUGUUUUGGGGCUGUCGCUGGGCAACACGGACUUUCAACUCCCUCCAAAGAUUUUCUAUGGGGUUGAGAUCUGGAGACUGGCUAGGCCACUCCAGGACCUUGAAAUGCUUCUUACGAAGCCACUCCUUCGUUGCCCGGGCGGUGUGUUUGGGAUCAUUGUCAUGCUGAAAGACCCAGCCAUGUUUCAUCUUCAAUGCCCUUGCUGAUGGAAGGAGGUUUUCACUCAAAAUCUCACGAUACAUGGCCCCAUUCAUUCUUUCCUUUACACGGAUCAGUCGUCCUGGUCCCUUUGCAGAAAAACAGCCCCAAAGCAUGAUGUUUCCACCCCCAUGCUUCACAGUAGGUAUGGUGUUCUUUGGAUGCAACUCAGCAUUCUUUGUCCUCCAAACACGACGAGUUGAGUUUUUACCAAAAAGUUCUAUUUUGGUUUCAUCUGACCAUAUGACAUUCUCCCAAUCCUCUUCUGGAUCAUCCAAAUGCACUCUAGCAAACUUCAGAUGGGCCUGGACAUGUACUGGCUUAAGCAGGGGGACAUGGCUGGCACUGCAGGAUUUGAGUCCCUGGCGGCGUAGUGUGUUACUGAUGGUAGGCUUUGUUACUUUGGUCCCAGCUCUCUGCAGGUCAUUCACUAGGUCCCCCCGUGUGGUUCUGGGAUUUUUGCUCACCGUUCUUGUGAUCAUUUUGACCCCACGGGGUGAGAUCUUGCGUGGAGCCCCAGAUCGAGGGAGAUUAUCAGUGGUCUUGUAUGUCUUCCAUUUCCUAAUAAUUGCUCCAACAUUUGAUUUAUUCAAACCAAGCUGCUUACCUAUUGCAGAUUCAGUCUUCCCAGCCUGGUGCAGGUCUACCAUUUUGUUUCUGGUGUCCUUUGACAGCUCUUUGGUCUUGGCCAUAGUGGAGUUUGGAGUGUGACUGUUUGAGGUUGUGGACAGGUGUCUUUUAUACUGAUAAGAAGUUCAAACAGGUGCCAUUAAUACAGGUAACGAGUGGAGGACAGAGGAGCCUCUUAAAGAAGAAGUUACAGGUCUGUGAGAGCCAGAAAUCUUGCUUGUUUGUAGGUGACCAAAUACUUAUUUUCCACCAUAAUUUGCAAAUAAAUUCAUAAAAAAUCCUACAAUGUGAUUUUCUGGAUUUUUUUUCCUCAAUUUGUCUGUCAUAGUUGACGUGUACCUAUGAUGAAAAUUACAGGCCUCUCUCAUCUUUUUAAGUGGGAGAACUUGCACAAUUGGUGGCUGACUAAAUACUUUUUUCCCCCACUGUAUGGUGCACUAACAUAACAUGAAAAGUAUAAAUGUAUCAUGCAGAGAAGUAAUUGGCUAUACUCAUUUACAUCCACCCCAGACAGUGUGAUAUUUUUGCUAGCGUCCCCUUUAAGCCCACCAGGUAAAUAUUUUAAUAAAAAAAUAAAUAAAGAUAAACAUACACAUUUAUUGUCUAUUUAACAGUAUAAUAAUAUAAACUGCAUACAAAAAUGUAAACUAUACCUGCUUAUCAUGCUUUGUCAUUGCAAUGAACCAUAUGCACCUACUGUAUUGAUGCAGCAUGUGGUAUGUUUGCUAGCAUGCUAAAAGUCAUAUUUUGAUUUUUUUUUUUUAAACUGUCUUUAUAAUUCAAGUAAUAUUGUAACAUAUGUCUUAUUCAAAACACUAAUCACUUACAUUUUUAUAAGAAAUGAGUACUUACCAAAAACAGGAGUAGAAAUAUGCAAAAUAAUUAUCUUCUGAGGGUAGCAAAAUCACCUAGGUUUUUUUGCAACUUCUUCUGGGAUCAGCAGGCAUAUGUCACACAUAUGCUUUGAUAACUCAAUAUUGACAAAUCGGAUUGGUUUACAAUAAUAAGUGUCAUUUAUGUAACAAGCAGCUUCUUUGGAAGAAACAUCACAGCAAAUAAUUAUUAUGUGUUUGUUUAGUUUUUAGUGGGCUUAUAUGGUACGUGGGCUAAUAGGGACGUUUGUCUGGUCAUAGGCUCUGUCUGUCUCUCUCACUCCUCUCGCUCUCUCUCUGUCUGUCUGUCUGUCUGUCUCUCUCACUCCUCUCUCUCACUCCGCUCGCUCGCUCUCUCUCUGUCUGUCUGUCUGUCUGUCUCUCUCACUCCUCUCGCUCUCUCUGUCUGUCUGUCUGUCUCUCUCACUCCUCUCGUUCUCUCUCUGUAUGUCUGUUUCUCUCACUCCUCUCGCUCUCUCUCUGUCUGUCUGUCUGUCUCUCUCGCUCUCUCGCUGUCUGUCAAUCUGUCUCUCUCACUCCUCUCGCUCUCUCUGUCUGUCUGUCUCUCUCACUCCUCUCGCUCUCUCUCUGUCUGUCUGUCUCUGUCUCUGGCUCUCUCUGGCUCUCUUUCUUUGUCUCUCUCUCUGUCUGUCUGUCUCUCUCCCUUCUCCCGCUCCAGUAGGCAUGGGUGUGAGUGGAGGUGGCAGAGGGAGAGGGCUGAGGUGGGCAGCAGGUGGACCUGGCUACAGCUGCAUGUCGCAAAGCUUGAGGGACGCAUCCAACAGCUGGGGGACCUGCACAAACAUAUCACCUCCACCAAGGUAAGGCCCAGGUCCAUAGGCCCCUAGUGGACCCUGGCCCCUACACACACACACACAAACACACAGACACACACCCCCCUCAUUCCCCACAGAUCCCCUAGGCUCUAGACCAGGUAGAGUGAGGUUGUCAUAUACAGUUGAAGUCGGAAGUUUACAUACACUUAGGUUGGAGUCAUUAAAACUCCUUUUUCAACCACUCCACAAAUGUCUUGUUAACAAACUAUAGUUUUGCAAGUUGGUUAUGACAUCUACUUUGUGCAUGACACAAGUAAUUAUUCCAACAAUUGUUUACAGACAGAUUAUUUCCCUUAUAAUUCACUGUAUGACAAUUCCAGUGGGUCAGAAGUUUACAUACACUAAGUUGACUGUGCCUUUAAACAGCUUGGAAAAUUCCAGAAAAUGAUAUCAUGGCUUUAGAAGCUUCUGAUAGGCUAAUUGGCAUCAUUUCAGUCAAUUGGAGGUGUACCUGUGGAUGUAUUUCAAGGCCUACCUUCAAACGCAGUGCCUCUUUGCUUGACAUCAUGGGAAAAUCAAAAGAAAUCAGCCAAGACCUCAGAAGAAAAUUGUAGACCUCCACAAGUCUGGUUCAUCCUUGGGAGCAAUUUCCAAACGCCUGAAGGUACCACGUUCAUCUGUACAAACAAUAGUACACAAGUAUAAACACCAUGGGACCACGCAGCCAUCAUACCGCUCAGGAAGGAGCGUUCUGUCUCCUAGAGAUGAACGCACUUUGGUGCGAAAAAAGUGCAAAUCAAUCCCAGAACAACAGCAAAGGACCUUGUGAAGAUGCUGGAGGAAACAGGUACAAAAGUAUCUAUAUCCACAGUAAAACGAGUCCUAUAUCGACAUAACCUGAAAGACCGCUCAGCAAGGAAGAAGCCACUGCUCCAAAACCACCAUAAAAAAAGCCAGACUACGGUUUGCAACUGCACAUGGGGACAAACAUUGUACUUUUUGGAGAAAUGUCCUCUGGUCUGAUGAAACAAAAAUAGAACUGUUUGGCCAUAAUGACCGUUGUUAUGUUUGGAGAAAAAAGGGGGUAGCUUGCAAGCCGAAGAACACCAUCCCAACCGUGAAGCACGGGGGUGGCAGCAUCAUGUUGUGGGGGUGCUUUGCUGCAGGAGGGACUGGUGCACUUCACAAAAUAGAUGGCAUCAUGAGGAAGGAAAUUUGUGUGGAUAUAUUGAAGCAACAUCUCAAGACAUCAGUCAGGAAGUUAAAGCUUGGUCGCAAAUGGGUCUUCCAAAUGGACAGACCCCAAGCAUACUUCCAAAGUUGUAGCAAAAUGGCUUAAGGACAACAAAGUCAAGGUAUUGGAGUGGCCAUCACAAAGCCCUGACCUCAAUCCUAUAGAACAUUUUUGGGCAGAACUGAAAAAGCGUGUGCGAGCAAGGAGGCCUACAAACCUGACUCAGUUACACCAUCUCUGUCAGGAGGAAUGGGCCAAAAUUCACCCAAUUUAUUGUGGGAAGCUUGUGGAAGGCUACCCGAAACGUUUGACCCAAGUUAAACAAUUUAAAGGCAAUGCUACCAAAUACUAAUUGAGUGUAUAUAAACUUCUGACCCACUGGGAAUGUGAUGAAAGAAAGAAAUUUCACAUUCUUAGAAUAAAGUGGUGAUCCUAACUGACCUAAGACAGGGAAUUUUUACUAGGAUUAAACGUCAGGAAUUGGGAAAAACUGAGUUUAAAUGUGUUUGGCUAAGGUGUAUGUAAACUUCCGACUUCAACUCUACCUGUCUGUCACUUGACUGUGUUUUAUAUCUUCUGUACAAAGCCUUCUGAGGUUCAUUAAAAUUGUGUGUUUUAGAUAAGGAUGUGCAUGAUUCCUCCUCUAGUCAGCCUCUGCCCUUGUGGAAUUAGAUACGCCUUUGUGUGUAUGUGUGGUGUGUGUGCGUGUGUAUGUCUGUAUUGUGUGUGUGUGUCACAUCACAGUAUGGACCUCUUCUUGUAAAGUGCCUGUGGUGUUUUUAAUCUCUCAUUAAUUUUCCCAAAUCUAAUUCACUCAUUGUCACUCAGAUAUCAUCAGUAGUCAUGACAGCCGCUUCCUCCUGCUGUCUCCAGACAGCUCUAAACACCAUGACCUUCCUCACGACCUUUCCUAUGAACAUGUGUGAAUCAGUGGUGGCUGGUGGCACUUCAUGGGGUCAUAGUAAUGGCUGGAAUGGUUUCAAACACAUGGUUUGCAUAAGCCAUAUGAGCCGUCCUCCCAUCACCAGCCUCCUUUGGUGUGUGAAUAUGCCCUUGUUGUGGAGUUGAUAGUAGUGUGUGUGUGUGUGUGUUCGUGCGUGUGUGUGGUCCCAGGGGGGGGUGGUCUUGGCGGAUUCCCAGCCGAUGACAGACGGGCAGAUUCAGCAGACGUUACUAACGGAGACAGCAGGGCUGUCAUUCACGUCAAGGGGCAGCGCUAGAGACCCUCCCUCUGACAUGGAGAACGAACCCAGCAGCCCCACACGCCUUCUCAGGAACAUACAGAGACAGGUAUAUUUUUAAAAUGUUAUUUAACCUUUACUUCGACAGUAACAUCUAAUGAUUUAGCAUUAGUUAUGUCACAAAGAUCAGAGGGCUUUUUACCCAGCAAAUAAUCAAACCAAUAAUUGUUAUUCGUCAAAAGGGCCAAAAGUAGCCAUUACUGCUGUUUCCUGGGUUAGUGGUUAAUCACACACAACAAUCUGUGAGAGUCCUGCUGCUGUUGAUAGGACAGCUCCACUCCCAGUACAUCUCUGGUUGUUAUGUAGGGGGAAGUCUGGUUGUAAUGUAGGGGGAAGUCUGGUUGUUAUGUAGGGGGAAGUCUGGUUGUUAUGUAGGGGGAAGUCUGGUUGUUAUGUAGGGGGAAGUCUGGUUGUAAUGUAGGGGGAAGUCUGGUUGUUAUGUAGGGGGAAGUCUGGUUGUUAUGUAGGGGGAAGUCUGGUUGUAGCACUGCUGAGGGGUUGUGACAGGUCAUUCUCCAACCAGAAAGCCUCACAUCACAUUAGAUUACAGGUCUGCGGAGUCAGGACUUGUAUACCAUACUGCUUAGUAGGUGGGACUGGGGGGGCUAUGUAGACAUAUAGGCCUAUAUGUUUCAGUUCAGUAGAUACUGUAUAUAGAGGAUGAUCUGUUGUUGUCCUUGUCCCCACAGAGUGUCCAGCUGAGCCAGAUUGUCAACAGCCUGAUGCCUCCUCUGAACCUCUCUCCUUCCUCCUCUCUCAUCUCAUGCCGGUGGAAAGGACAGAACAAGAGAGCCUUCAGCAGGUAGACCCAAUAAGCCCCAUCAGCCCACAUUGUCCUCUCCUGUGCAGUUUAGUUUAGUUUAUUAGGAUCCCCAUUAGUUAUUGCUCAUGCAGCAGCUACUCUUCCUGGGUUCCAGCACCUAUGGUAGAUGCGUAGCCAAGCCAGCCCAGUACAGUACGGCACGGUUUGGCCCAGUAGUGUGAAAAGGGUAAUGGUGACCUUGACCCACGAUGAUGUCAAAACAGAAACAGUACCAGUCAAAAGUUUGGAUACACCUACUCAUUCCAGGGUUUUUCUUUAUUUUUACUAUUUUCUACAUUGUAGAAUAAUAGUGAAGACAUCAAAACUAUGAAAUAACACAUAUGGAAUCAUGUACUAACCAAAAAAGUGUUCAACAAAUCAAAAUAUAUUUGAUAUUUGAGAUUCUUCAAAGUAGCCACCAUUUGCCUUGAUGACAGCUUUGCACACCAUUUUUUGUAAUUAAUUGGCUGUACUUAGCUAAUGACAAUCUUUCUACUGUAAUAAUUAUAAAAACUGCUCCCAGUUCCACUGUUGCUUAACACGUCAGAGGAGCCAAGAAAAUACAAAUUAGGCAUAAGCUGUCAAUCAAAAGCCAGAACAAAUGGUAUUAUAUAAAGAAUAGAAAGACUUUGUGGAAUUUCAGUCACUGUCAAACUAGAUCCUGUAGGCAGGCCUGUUUUAUUUGUAUUUAAAAUGGAAGUGAUGGGACAUUCAUUGACAUUAUGGUUCCUAGACAGCGCUGUUUUUAGGCACAACCACUCCCUCGAACAGGCUGGGGUAGUGGGGUUCUUUGGGUGGUAUUAACUACCCCCAAGAAGGCUGUACUGUAGGACUUCACAGAGCUGCUGUUUUGUAUUUCUGUCACAGGCAGCACAGCAGAGUAUGUUUGUUUAGUAUUUAUCCAAGCCAUUUAAAGCCUGUUCCAGAGGACAGGGAGGUGUGGUCGAGGAGGGCCAGGGAGGUUACUGUGAUCUGGCAGGAUAAUGAACAAAAUCAGUUCACUUCCUGUAACCAAGGGAAACAUAUCCCACCAGAGCUGGAAAUGACAGGCCCCUAGUGAGUGUUGGACCAGCAAUGUUCUAAAGCCAGUAUCUGCUAGUCUAGGCUCAGUCCCAAAUGGCACCCUAUUCCCUAAAUACAGUGGUGCACUACUUUUGACCAGGGCCCAUAGGGUAGGAAAUAUAUAGGGAAUAGGAUGCCAUUUGUGCCGAAGCCCUACUCUACAGCCCAGAGAGGACCACAGAUCUCCUAUCCAUCACUAGUGAUAUUAAACAUGCUCUAGCUAUCCUUAAAACAACCCAUGGAAAAGUUUCAUCAUGUCCGGCUGUGAUUUGGAUCAAAGUCAUUAAGCUCAAGUUCUAACUUCCUCUUGCCUCCUUUUUACUCUCAAUAAUAAAGUCUUCACCUCCCUUGUUCUGAACUGACUCCCACGCUGCCAUGGAUGUCAUGGAAUACGGAUUAUAUCUGACUGGGACCGCUGGGUUGGAUUGUUUGUGUUUUGAAUCGUUGUGAGUCGUUUUAAGGGCGUCUGUACACUGAAUGUUCAAUGUAAAAUCUGGGCAGCUCUCUACCUAUAGGACUGUUGCAUUUGUGUGUUGAGUGAAUGAAGUGGUGUGUGUUUAGUGACUUAGGUUGCGUUUCAAAUGGCACCAUAUUCCCUGUAGUGCACUACUUUUCACCAGAGCACUAUGGGUGCCAUUUGGGUCAUAUACUAAGUGUCUCUUCUGUUGUCCCCUGCAGUGGCCUGGCCCUGGGAGGAUGUGACCCUUUCUCCCAGAAGGGACUCAAGAGGAGGAGAGUGAACCGCAGGAGACAACACCUCCUCCAAAUGGACGCCACCUGUGUCUCAGCCCGCACCCGACCCCUGGUGACCUAUCACAAACCACAACUCUUCAUCAACACCAGCCACAGACAGCAGGUAGCCACCCUCAACACCAUGCGCGCACACACACACACACACACACACACACACACACACACACACACACACACACACACACACACACACACACACACCUGCUGCCAAUAAUGAAAUGUUAGAUGACUGAAGUAUACUAAAUUAAAGAAGGAUAAAAGAGUAAAUCAAGGUGGCUUUCUUUUUUAUGCAGAGGGACUCAUCUUGACAUUUGAGAAUGACAUAUAGAAUCUCUUGCAUAUUAGUGUUUUUGUCAAAGUGCAAAUAUAAUCAAGUGCUGAUAUUAACUCUUUGUGAACGAAGGUUUACUAAUCUGUGAACUGCUGUCUUAUUUAAAGUGGAGUAUUAAUUGUAGCUGUAGUCUUUGGAAAGGGACCCUGUGCUGUGUGUCAUGAUGUCCGCUGUGUCCCUGGCUGCUCCUCCAGGUCACAGUGACUCACACAGCAACUGCAUAGUAAGGCUACAUGUUAGCAGAGCUGAGAAACCAGCUGAGGUGGGGUUAAGUCACAACUCUAUGUUUAAACAUGUACACACAUUCACCUGGGUCCUUCCUUUGCUAAUGGGUUUAUGAGGUAGUCUUUGGUAACUGUCUCUGACAGUAGCCUAUUGCUAUCUUCAAGAGCCAAAGGUGGUUUGAGUUAAUAAAAAUGUCCUGCAUUAAAUCAGUGGUAUCCACACCUGGUCCUGGGCGUGUAGAGAGUAAGUUAUUCUAGUACCUGUAAAUGUCUAGGCUUUAUUCCCUCCUCCUUUCUCUCUCCUGUAGGACCUAGCCUCCCUCUCCUCCUCCUCCUCCUCCUUCUGUCUCACCUGUGCCUCCUGUGAUCCCCUGGCACUGUGUUCUGACCCAGCCUGCUCCUCCAGCAGCGCCCUGACCUCCAGGACCAGUCACACUGUGCCACACCCUGCUCUCUCUCUCACCUCAGGUAGGCACAUCUCUCACUGUGCUGGACAGACAUGAUGAUACUGUAUGUGUUCUUGUGUUAGGCUAACUGUACUGUGCCACACCCUGUUCUCUCAAACCUCAGGUAGGCACCUCUCUCCUAAAACCCCACAUCUAUAGAAAUAUGUCUGCUUGGGUUAACUGAUGCCAGUGAUUACUGUUGUGUUGUAAUUACUGUGUUGUUCAUCAUAUUGAGCUGUAUGCUUCAACUCUUUUGUCUGGAAAUAGCUAUAAUAUUCUGUUGAUGGUAGGUAGCUGAGGGUGGAAGGUACGAUACAAAACAUUACUAUAUUGUUCAUUUACAUUGACCAAGAUAGGUGUGAAAAAUAGAAUACAGUACAGUGUAUUCUGAGAAACAUUCUGUUACCCUGCCCUCAUCUAGACAAGCCCUGUAAACAACUUUCCCAGGUCUGUGUUUUCCUGUAACUAUUCAUUGUACUGAGGAGAUGACAUCCCACGCACCCUGACUCUCAGAGCAGCUCUCUCCCUGUUGCCUGAGGAAUGUAGACUGUAGGGUUAUUAAGACCUGACAGGACUGUCAACUCAACAAUGCAGCUGUCAGCUGAGCUCCACACAACUGUACUGUACUGUGAGGGAGUUAUUACUAGGAACUGACUAGGAGAAGGUGUAUUGGCUCUAGUAUGUAGUGAGGUAAAUGGAGAGAUUGUCAUGCUCAUUGUUAGAUCCAUAUUCUUCUAGAAUAUUCUAGUCUAUAUUCUUCUUCUCUAACCUAAUCUAGACCUGAUCAGACCAAACUAAAGCUGGGCAGAGUGAAUAGCAUCUAACCUGCUGGCUGACUGUGUCUCCUCUCCCUAUCUAGUGUAAAGACUCCUACUGAUCUGCUAGUUGAGAUGAUUUGGCAGUAAUUCUCUUUGGCAUCUCACUGGGGGACAUUCACAGCAGCAUGCUCUGAGUCAGCCAGUCUAAUAAUGAAUCUCCUGUUGCUGCUCCUCGCUGCUUGCUCUGUUGGCUGUUGCCUGCACAGAGGUUAAUGAUCCUAAACAAUCCCAAUGAUUCUCGCUGGGCUGAAGGGAGGGGUUCUGAGGCAGUGGGCCGUGGCUGGAGUGAUGGGCUGGCUAGAGGGGCUGAGGAGAGAGGUUGAGGGGCUGGGGCACUGGGCUGUGGCUGAUGAGGAGAGCGCUGCGUCAGUCUUAGAGAUGUAACUCACAAUGCUCCACUCGAUUUCCUGUCAGCCUGAAUCACACCCCACGGACAAAGAUUGAGCUAAAAACAAACAGCACAAACACCAUAAGGAAUAUUCUACUGACAAUUAUUAUGUGGAAGAUCACCAUUUCUCUUUUUCUCUUUCUGCCUCUCUUUCUCUUUCUCUCCCUCUCUUUCUCUCUCCUUCUCUUCUUCUCUUGAGAAGAGAAGGGAGGAGAUGUGUGAGAGGGAGUGGAGGGGGAGAUGUUUUGAGCGGGAGAGAUGAGAGAGCUGCAGGUAUUGUCCUGCUAAUCUGGCCCUGACAAGCAGGAAGCACAGUGGUGGCAGUUUGAGGUGAGACUCAUGAUUCAGCACCACUAGUCAUGUUCAGCCCUGCAACCUUACAGCUCACACUGCAGAUUACCAUAGCAUCUGUGUCAUUAUCAACCCCCCCCCAACCCAAACCACAACAUAUCUGUUCUCCUAACAAUGAAACAGGCCCAUGACAAAUAUGUUGAUUGUCUGUAGAGCUGGGGAGGAAGCAUUAAGAAGGAAUAUGUCUAACCUAUUGGGACUGAUAGUUAAACAUUAUGCUGGCUUGUUAUUAUAGGCAAGUCUCUAACCAAGCCUUGUAAUCCCAUGGGGGGUUUGGCGGAUGGUUUCAGACGAGGGGAAGCCCUCGCUGUUGAGUUAAAGUGGAACUGACAGCAUUUUAACUACUUUGCAGAUAUGAAACAGACAAUCAUAAUAUCAGUCAAAAAUAUAACAUUCCCAGUUUAUGCUACAAAACCAACUUUAUAAGAGGUUUUAAAAAUAGGUUAUAUUUGACUCAACAUUCCAUGAUCUACACUAAGGCAUUGUUGGCAGAAUAGAUGGAUGCAGUUCACUGCAUGAUUAAUAUAAUUCACCAAUACAUUUCUUGGUAGUCCAAAAAAUAUUGCUAUUAGGUUGUGAAUCACAGCUCGCCUGGUACAUUGUUUGCUGCCUCCAUUCGCGAUGCACUGUUUCAGUUUCAACGACUCAAUAUUUUGGACAAAAAAGGACGAAUGUAACUAAGGCUGGGAAUGUCAAUACAAUCAAACUAGUAAGGGCAAUGACCACAAGUCAGUCAUAACGUGGCUAAUAGGCUAGUGUAUCUAUUUAUGUAGCAAGCUAAAAACACGGAGCCUAACGCUAGCUAGAUCGCUAGCUGCAAGGAGGAUGUCAUGUAAUGUAAUUGGAGGAGUGAGUGAGUGACUGACUUUUUCCCCUCAUAUCGUUUUCCGGUGGCUAUACACAGCUAGAGAUGCAGGUGUCAUUUGGUUAGCUAGCAAGAACGUGAACAACUGUUAUCCAGUUAGCAUAUCUCUUGCAUUCGCAAAUUCACUCUCGCUAUCUACUCUGAUUUUAGAGCACUCUCGUCUGAGUGUGCCAGAGCGCAGAAUAACUGAUGAAUUUACUAACGUGCAACACCCGCUGAAUAUGACCGGUGUCAGUAAACGUAGGCAAAAAAAGUUAUAGUUUGUCACGAACGCUCUAGAUAACAUGUAAAGUAUGAAAAAAUGUAUGCACUCACUAACUGUAAGUCGCUCUGGAUAAAAGCGUCUGCUAAAUGACUAAAAUGUAAAUGUAAAUGUAAACAGCCUAACCAGCUCUGCUAAUAAAAUGGUCUGAGUGAGGUGUUCUCUCAUUUGUGUCUGGAAGUAGCUAGCUAGCAAGCUAGCCAACUUUAGCCAGUUAGCUUGGGUGCUUGGUUGGGACAAGAAUUAAUGCAUUUGCAGGCAAGCUGCAGAAGCACUAGUAGGCUACAAUCCCCCAUCAUUUAUCAGUGCAAUUUUGACAGGCAACUAAACUCAACUGUGUUUAUUUUCAGCAAACUUAACAUGUGUAAAUAUUUGUAUGAGCAUUACAAGAUUCAACAACUGAGACAUAAACUGAACAAGUUCCACAGACAUGUGACUAACAGAAAUUGAAUAAUGUGUCCCUGUAUAAGGGGGGGGGGGGGGGGUCAAAAUCAAAAGUAGUCAGUAUCUGGUGUGGCCACCAGCUGCAUUAAGUACUGCAGUGCAUCUCCUCCUCAUGGACUGCACCAGAUUUGCCAGUUCUUGCUGUGAGAUGUUACCCCACUCUUCCACCAAGGCACCUGCAAGUUCCCGGACAUUUCUGGGGGGAAUGGCCCUAGCCCUCAACCUCCGAUCCAACAGGUCCCAGACGUGCUCAAUGGGAUUGAGAUCCCAUUGGCACAACACUGACAUUCCUGUCUUGCAUGAAAUCACGCACAGAACGAGCAGUAUGUCUGGUGGCAUUGUCAUGCUGGAGGGUCAUGUCAGGAUUAGCCUGCAGGAAGGGUACCACAUGAGGGAGGAGGAUGUCUUCCCUGUAACACACAGCGUUGAGAUUGCCUGCAAUGACAACAAGCUCAGUCCGAUGAUGCUGUGACACACCGCCCCAGACCAUGACGGACCCUCCACCUCCAAAUCGAUCCCGCUCCAGAGUACAGGCCUCGGUGUAACACUCAUUCCUUCGACAAUAAAGCAAAUCCGACCAUCACCCCGGUGAGACAAAACUGCGACUCGUCAGUGAAGAGCACUUUUUGCCAGUCCUGUCUGGUCGAGCGACGGUGGACUUGUGCCCAUAGGCAACAUUGUUGCCAGUGAUGUCUGGUGAGGACCUACCUUACAACAGGGCUACAAGCCCUCAGUCCAGCCUCUCUCAGCCUAUUGCGGACAGUCUGAGCACUGAUGGAGGGAUUGUGCGUUCCUGGUGUAACUCGGGCAGUUGUUGUUGCCAUCCUGUACCUGUCCCUCAGGUGUGAUGUUCGGAUGUACCGAUCCUGUGCAGGUGUUGUUACACGUGGUCUGCCACUGCGAGGACGAUCAGCUGUCCAUCCUGUCUCCCUGUAGCGCUGUCUUAGGUGUCUCACAGUACGGACAUUGCAAUUUAUUGCCCUGGCCACAUCUGCAGUCCUCAUGCCUCCUUGCAGCAUGCCUAAGGCACAUUCACACAGAUGAGCAGGGACCCUGGGCAUCUUUCUUUUGGUGUUUUUCAGAGUCAGUAGAAAGGCCUCUUUAGUGUCCUAUGUUUUCAUAACUGUGACCUUAAUUGCCUACCGUCUGUAAGCUGUUAGUGUCUUAACGACCGUUCCACAGGUGCAUGUUCAUUAAUUGUUUAUGGUUCAUUGAACAGUGUUUAAACCCUUUACAAUGAAGAUCUGUGAAGUUAUUUGGAUUUUUACGAAUUAUCUUUGAAAGACAGGGUCCUGAAAAAGGGACGUUUCUUUUUUUGCUGAGUUUAUUUGAAAAUGUUGGAGGAUUUAUCUAAUGUUCCUUCGUUAGAUUUUACCUCAUCUUGGUCUGGCUAGCAUUAGUUGUUGAUCUUGUUGUUGUUGAUGUACAUAACUGAUGGAGAGAGAGCCUACCUUUUCAUGGUUGUUUGAUCAAUAGGACUGUUAAGUUCCCAAAUGUAAGAGGAUUCCUGCGGUGUUUACAUAUUUGCAGAAAUCCAUUCAGUUGUAUUUUGUGGCUUUUGGCAAAUGCGUUCAAAUAAUCUAAGGUCGCACAGUUGGUACUGCCUGUAAACACACAGUCCAGUUCAAAGUGAUUGAUGGCAGGCCCAUGUGGCAAAUGGCUUGUUUGCAUAAAGGCCUACUGUAGCUCUUAUUGGCUAUGGCGCACCGGUCUGCGUAGACUCCUGUCUUUGGACGAGACAGAUGUUUUUGUUAGGUUUUAUUUACUGCAGUGUCUAUUAAUUGUCCAAACCCACGGCUGCUUUCCCACUGUAUAGUGGGGAAAACAUGUAUUUAGUCAGCCACCAAUUGUGCAAGUUCUCCCACUUAAAAAGAUGAGAGAGGCCUGUAAUUUUCAUCAUAGGUACACGUCAACUAUGACAGACAAAAUGAGGAAAAAAUUGUCAGAUGAAACCAAAAUAUAACUUUUUGGUAAAAACUCAACUCGUCGUGUUUGGAGGACAAAGAAUGCUGAGUUGCAUCCAAAGAACACCAUACCUACUGUGAAGCAUGGGGGUGGAAACAUCAUGCUUUGGGGCUGUUUUUCUGCAAAGGGACCAGGACAACUGAUCCGUGUAAAGGAAAGAAUGAAUGGGGUCAUGUAUCGUGAGAUUUUGAGUGAAAACCUCCUUCCAUCAGCAAGGGCAUUGAAGAUGAAACGUGGCUGGGUCUUUCAACAUGACAAUGAUCCCAAACACACCGCCCGGGCAACGAAGGAGUGGCUUCGUAAGAAGCAUUUCAAGGUCCUGGAGGGGCCUAGCCAGUCUCCAGAUCUCAACCCCAUAGAAAAUCUUUGGAGGGAGUUGAAAGUCCGUGUUGCCCAGCGACAGCCCCAAAACAUCACUGCUCUAGAGGAGAUCUGCAUGGAGGAAUGGGCCAAAAUACCAGCAACAGUGUGUGAAAACCUUGUGAAGACUUACAGAAAACGUUUGACCUGUGUCAUUGCCAACAAAGGGUAUAUAACAAAGUAUUGAGAAACUUUUGUUAUUGACCAAAUACUUAUUUUCCACCAUAAUUUGCAAAUAAAUUCAUUAAAAAUCCUACAAUGGGAUUUUCUGGACAUUUUUUUUCUCAUUUUGUCUGUCAUAGUUGACGUGUACCUAUGAUGAAAAUUACAGGCCUCUCUCAUCUUUUUAAGUGGGAGAAUUGCACAAUUGGUGGCUGACUAAAUACUUUUUUCCCCCACUAUAUAUUGCUGUAGAAUUUUCACAAAUGCCUUACUACAUAAAUCCCAAACAUUAUAUGAAUUUAUGAAAAUGUCCAUAUCUAAGUGCUCGCUUAAUUUAAUGUUGCUAAAAUGCUGUCAGUUCCACUUUAACAUGGGUGCUGUGUGUUUCCAGGUUGCCGCCACAGCCACAAGCAGCAUGGGAGGCACCUGAGGGGAGGGGCCAGGGGCAUGUCAACUAUCAGGUGGGUGGGCUCUUCUCAGACCCCACACAGGAGAGCCUAUCGCGGGGGGAGGAAGAGGAAACAUACCCACAGGACCAUGGAAGGUAUGUAUGAUCCCUGGGAUGGGAUUUUUCCUCAGUAAUCAGGAAUUCCUGCUUUUCUGACAUUUAUCCUACAUGAAUUUAAAUUAGAAACAGACUUAACCCCUAGCCAAAUCCUGAUUUCCUAUGUUGUCCUAAACAUAUCCAACUAGUUAUUACAUACAUGUAGCCUGCGAGUGUAGUUAUGUAGUCAUUACAUGUAUGCUAUGUAGCUUGUUACAGAGCGACGCAUGGCGUUAACAGUUAGGUGUUGUUGGUCUCUAGAUGAGGAGGACCUCCUGUCUCAGCUGUCAGACCCUGAGGACAGUCCAGAGGAUAGCCUGGAGGAUGCCGUUACACCCCAGACCUCACACACACGCAAACGGGUACCCCCCCAUAACCCCCCCCCCACCACACACACACACACACACACACACACACACACACACACACACACACACACACACACACACACACACACACACAGGUAGUUAAUCAACCAAGCUACUAUAGCUUCAUAGUCUGCACAUCUGUGCAUUAUAGCUCCAAUACUGCCUGGCUACCUGGACUAAUAGCUUGAGAAUUGCCUUGUAAUGCAUACUGACGUCUAGUGGAGAAGUUUAUAACAAACGGUGUGCAUUACAGGCAUAUAGCCCACUUGUUAAUUAGUGAGCUAUGCUACAGUAUUUUUUUAUACUUUGCUGUUCUCAGGGCCCAAUCCGCAGACGUCAGGGAGAGAGUGUUUACAACAUUGACAACAUCGUCAUCCCUAUGUCCCUGGCUGCCACUACCAAGGUGGAGAGACUUCAGUACAGAGAUAUUAUAACGCCCAGGUAUGGCUUCUGGUGCUUGUUCUUUGGCUUGAGUUACUUAUGGCUGCAGUUACUUCUCAACAAAAGCUAAAGCCACCAUUUUUUGCUUAACUGUAUUUUGAGUUUGAUCAAACUUCCCAAGAAAAUAGUCUGUUCUUUGAUGUCCUAUGAUGUGUGUUACACUACAUGGCCAAAAGUAUGUGGACACACUGUCAAAUUUGUCGGUUCAACUAUUUCAGUCACACUAGUUGCUGUGACAGGUGUAUAACAUCGAACACACAGCCAUGCAAUCUCCAUAGACAAACAUUGGCAGUAGAAUGGCCCGUACUGAAGAGCUCAGAAUUUCAACGUGGCACCAUCAUAGGAUGCCACCUUUCCAACAAGUCAGUUGGUCAAAUUUCUGCCCUGCUAGAGCUGCCCCGGUCAACUGUAAGGGCUGUUAUUGUGAAAUGGAAAUGUCUAGGAGCAACAACGGCUCAGCCGCGAAGUGGUAGGCCACACAAGCUCACAGAACGGGACCACCGAGUGCUGAAGUGCGUAGCGCGUAAAAAUGGUCUGUACUCGGUUGCAACACUCAGUACCAAGUUCCAAACUGCCCCUGGAAGCAACAUCAGCACAAGAACUGUUCGUCGGGAGCUUCAUAAAAUGGGUUUCCAUGGCCGAGCAGCCUAAGAUCAUCAUGCGCAAAGCCAAGCGUCGGCUGGAGUGGUAUAAAGCUCGCCGCCAUUGGACUCUGGAGCAGUGGAAACGCUCCAGAGUGAUGAAUCACACUUCACCAUCUGGCAGUCCGACUGACAAAUUUAGGUUUGGCGGAUGCCAGGAGAACGCUACCUGCCCGAAAGCAUAGUGCCAACUGUAAAGUUUGAUCUGGGUCUGUUUUUCAUGGUUCGGGCUAGGCCCCUUAGUUCUAGUGAAGGGAAAUUUUAACGCUACAGCAUACAAUGACAUUCUAGACGAUUCUGGGCUUUCAACUUUGUGGCAACAGUUUGGGGAAGGCCCUUUCCUGUUUCAGCAUGAAAAUGCCCCCGUGCACAAAGCGAGGUCCGUACAGAAAUGGUUUGUCGAGAUUGAUGUGGAAGAACUUGACUGGCCUGCACAGAGCCCUGACCUCAACCCCAUCAAACACCUUUGGGAUGAAUAGGAUCACCGACUGCGAGCCAGGCCUAAUCGUCCAACAUCAGUGCCCGACCUCACUAAUGUUCUUGUGGCUAAAUGGAAGCAAGUCCCCGCAGCAAUGUUCCAACAUCUAGUGGAAAGCCUUCUCAGAACUCUAUAUUAAUGCCCAUGAUUUUGGAAUGAGAUGUUCGACGAGCAGUGUCCACAUACUUUUGACCAUGUAGUGUAUUCCGUCACCUUACACAUUGCUCUGCUCCUUCCCUGCAGCUGGAGAGUGAUUGAUAACCCACCCCUGGAGGAGGGGGAGGAGGAGGAGGAGGAGGAGGAAGAGGAGCUGCUCUGUGACGAGACAUUUUCUCAGAGGCACCUGGGGUGUGAGCAGAGAGAGAAACUCCGCUGGACCUCCUGGGACAAGACCAGACACUACAGACGCACCACCAGGUGGGCACUGGGCACACCACACAUCACCUUGCUGUUGCUGAUUGAUCCUGCAGUAAAGCUUCUUACCUCACUGGAUCUCAAUUCAAUAUACAGUGUCUGUUUUUUUCCUUCGAGAAUGAAGUGUGGCAUUCUCUUGUACCGAUGCAGUAGUUUUUAUUUAAAAUCACCUGUCUCUGUAGGUCUGGCAGUAGGAACGAUGGAGCAGGUGGUUCUGUAUGGGACUGUGCUGUCAGGGGUGACACCAGGGGUGGCACCAGAGGUGACAUCAGAGGUGACAUGAGCACUCACGUGGACUGGAGCUGCAGUCAUCUGGACACGGACGCAGAUGGAGCCUUAGAGGAGUGGGUGGUAAGAAAGGACAUUCAUUGUCUAGUCUCUACCAACCUAAAGUCUGGAUCCCGGUUCAGCUCUUUGUUACAUUCUGAGUAUGACGUCUUGGUACUACCAUCUAUUAACCCUGCCGCUAACUGAGGAACAUUCUAGUCAAUAAGCUAUUAAGUUGAAUGCAGAUGAGUUGCUAGCAGAAACAAUGCUAGUUUAUGUUAUACACAAGUCUUCUAAUGAUCAAGCUGAAAUAGUUAGACAUUUUACUUCAGAAUAUGACUCACUGAGACUGAAAAACAGUUUCUGAUUGGGUGAGAUGAAUAUUGGGCAUUAAAUCUAAGAUAUUUACACUGGCUAUCAUAAGGUGAAUGCACCAAUUUGUAAGUCGCUCUUGUCACGCCCUGGCUCUGGGACUCUGUUAUGUUGAGCCAGGGUGUGUAGUUUCUAUGGGUUUGUUUUCUAGGUUCAUUAUCUAGCUCAUGUGUUUCUGUGUUGGCCGGGGUGGUUCUCAAUCAGAGGCAACGAGUAUCAGCUGUUGCUUGUUGUCUCUGAUUGGGAACCAUACUUAGGCAGCCUGUUUUCCCACAGUGUAUUGUGGGAUCUUGUUCCGUGUAUGGUUUGUGUCUGUUACCAAGGACUUCACGUAUCGUUUUGUUGUUUUGUUCGUGUGGUGAUUUAAUAAAAUAAGUAUGUUCGCAUAUCACGCUGCGCAUUGGUCCACUUCCUCCAACGAUCGUGACAGAAGAUCCCACCAAAACAGGACCAAGCAGCGUGUCCAGGAGCAAGCGCCGGGUAAGGAGCUGGAGAGGUUGGCGAUGGCCCAGGUGGGCCAAUGGUGGUCCUGGGAGGACAUGCUCGCGGGAAAAGGGCCAUGGGCUAAAGUUAAGGCCCUGGCGAGAGAGGAGGUACGGCGCCAACAGUGCCGUCGUCAGACAGGCGAGAGGCAACCCCAAGACAUUUUUAGGGGGGGGCACACGGCAUGGAUGACGGGGCAGCAGGAGGCAGCUACAGGGCGUAUCGGGAGAAUAGGAGAGGAGGCCACCAGGUUAAGGGGGCUAUUGGUCCAGAGGGAGCAGGAGUUAGUGGGUCAGAGGGAGGAGCUACUGGAGGCGAUAAGGGAGAAGGAGAGAGUAGAGGCACGGCGAGAGGAACUGUGUAGGCAGCUGAGGGAGCGGAGGGUUAUGAAGAAACCCAGUCCCGCUCCUCACACAAAGCAAGUGGUGUGUGUCACCAGUCCGGUCCGGCCCGUUCCUGCUCCCUGCACUAAGUUAGUGGUGCGUGUUCCCAGUCCGGCCCGACCCGUUCCUGCUCCCCGCACUAAGUUAGUGGUGCGUGUUCCCAGUCCGGCCCGACCCGUUCCUGCUCCCCGCACUAAGUUAGUGGUGCGUGUUCCCAGUACGGCCCGACCCGUUCCUGCUCCCCGCACUAAGCCUGUGGUGCGCGUCGUCAGUCCGGUCUGGCCCUUUCCUGCUCCCCGCACCAAGCCUGUGGUGCGCGUCGUCAGCCCGGUCCGGCCCGUUCCUGCUCCCCGCACCAAGCCUGUGGUGCGCGUCGUCAGCCCGGUCCGGCCCGUUCCUGCUCCCCGCACCAAGCCUGUGGUGCGCGUCGUCAGUCCGGUCUGGCCCGUUCCUGCUCCCCGCACCAAGCCUGUGGUGCGCGUCGUCAGUCCGGUCCGGCCCUUUCCUGCUCCCCGCACCAAGCCUGUGGUGCGCGUCGUCAGUCCGGCACAGCCCGUGCCUGGGUCACCGGUGCCUGGUCAGGUACCGGUCAGCUGCUCCACACCGGAGCCUAAGCAAUCCGCUCCACCGAUGUCCAGUCCAGCUCCAGCCAGCGGGGCCAGACCGGACCAGGGGCGCUACGGGGGGAUUGUUGGAGGGUGGUGGUCAAGCCCGGAGCCGGAACCGCCUCCGAGGAGGAAUGCCCACCCGGCCCUCCCCUGUUCGGUUUAUGUUUGGCGCGGUCGCAGUCCGCGCCUUUGGGGGGGGGGGGGGUACUGUCACGCCCUGGCUCUGGGACUCUGUUAUGUUGAGCCAGAGUGUGUAGUUUCUAUGGGUUUGUUUUCUAGGUUCAUUAUCUAGCUCAUGUGUUUCUGUGUUGGCCGGGGUGGUUCUAAAUCAGAGGCAACGAGUAUCAGCUGUUGCUUGUUGUCUCUGAUUGGGAACCAUACUUAGGCAGCCUGUUUUCCACAGUGUAUUGUGGGAUCUUGUUCCGUGUAUGGUUUGUGUCUGUUACCAAGGACUUCACGUAUCGUUUUGUUGUUUUGUUCGUGUGGUGAUUUAAUAAAAUAAGUAUGUUCGCAUAUCACACUGCGCAUUGGUCCACUUCCUCCAACGAUCGUGACAGCUCUGGAUAAGAGCGUCUGCUAAAUGACGUAAAUGUAAAUAUUUUAAAUAAGAGGUUUUAGUACAGAACCCAUAAGUGGUGACCAUGAAACAUCCCUGGAAUAAAAAGCCUAUCAGAUAUCUUCUGUGUAUAUCUGCAGUAGGACGGUUUGUGGGUAGUGGGCUAGUUGAGGAGCUCUUGAGCCUACAAAGAUGCACUGUGGUUGAUUAGACAUGGCUGAUUGGAGUGGGUUCUGACUGGACUGAAUCAAGCAGAGACACUGAAACAGGAGGUCUCAAUCAACACUCUCAGUAAUGGCGUCUUAACAGGAGAAAGCAGAGCAGAACAUUUACAUCUCUUUAUGUUUACCAUACAAAACCCAUAAAGUAUGCUGAAUUUAUCCAAAUCACUUGGGUUCAGAUCUUAGUAUUGGCAGAUAAAUGAUGCACGUAUAAUUUGUUCCAAAUGCAUGACUCCUACAGAAAGAGAGAGACUGUAAUGUCUAACUGGUUCUUUGGUGACACUGGAUAUUUUUACCUCAGUGGUGCUGUACAGCUCUAUGAAGUCAGAGACAGGGUUGGGUAGGUUACUUUAUACAUGUAAUCCAUUACAGUUACGCGUUACCUGUUCAAAAUUGUAAUCCGUAACGUAACUUUUGGAUUACCCAAACUCAGAAACAUAAUCUGAUUUACUUUCAGUUACUUUUAGAUUACUUUCACCUUAAGAGGCACUAGAAGAAGACAAAAGUGAAUAUUACCAAUUGAACGACAUCUAUUGCAGGAUAAAUCAAUGUUUAGCGUUUACAUAGAUAAAUGGAAGUUGCAUUUUAUUUAUAGGUUUGUUAUGUAGGCUUCUUCUAACGCAUUGGUUUCUACUAAAGAUAAUAAUACGAUUUAAGCUAUUAAUUUACAUAAAAAAAUCAAAGUCUGACAAAUUUCCGGUCAUUCCGUUUAAUUUAAUACCUCUUCUUUUACCUGAGCAUAACCCAAAAUUGAAGGACAUAUUUAGCCUACUGUUGUCUAUGAUUUUGUUGUCAUGGAGGACCGAUUGGCAUUGCUUCGAGUUGAAAAAUAAAUGCUCUCAUGGAAUAGCAUGCUUUGAGCACUACCGAAAAAGGCUAUUUGCAUGUGAAAAAUGUAUGCCAUAUGCUGCAUUUGCUAUAGGCCUAUUGUUUACAGUGCAUUCGGAAAGUAUUCAGACCCCUUCCCUUUUUCCACAAUUUGUUACGUUACAGCCUUAUUCUAAAAUGGAUUAAAUAAAAUAAAAUCCUCAUCAAUCUACACACAAUACCCCAUAAUGACAAAGUGAAAACAGUUUUUUUUUUAAAAAUAAUAAUAAAUACGUUAUUUGCAUAAGUAUUCGUACCCUUUGCUAUAAGACUCGAAAUUGAGCUCAGGUGCAUCCUGUUUCCAUUGAUCAUCCUUGAGAUGUUUCUACAACUUGAUUGGAGUCUACCUGUGGUAAAUUAAAUUGAUUGGACAUGAUUUGGAAAGGCACACACCUGUCUAUAUAAGGUCCCACAGUUGACAGUGCAUGUCAGAGCAAAAACCAAGCCAUGAGGUCGAAGGAAUUGUCCGUAGAGCUCCGAGACAGGAUUGUGUCGAGGCACAGAUCUUGGGAAGGGUACCAAAAAAAUUAUGCAGUGUUGAUGGUCCUAAAGAACACAGUGGCCUCCAUUAUUAUUAAGAUGUUUGGAACCACCAAGACUCUUCCUAGAGCUGGCCGCCUGGCCAAACUGAGCAAUCGGGGGAGAAGGGCGUUGGUCAGGGAGGUGACCAAGAAGCCGAUGGUCACUCUGACAGAGCUCCAGAGUUCCUCUGUCGUGAUGGGAGAACCUUCCAGAAGGACAACCAUCUCUGCAGCACUCCACCAAUCAGGCCUUUAUGGUAGAGUGGCCAGACGGAAGCCACUCCUCAGUAAAAGGCACAUGACAGCCCGCUUGGAGUUUGCUAAAAGGCACCUAAAGGACUCUCAGACCAUGAGAAACAAGAUUCUCUGGUUUAAUAAUGUUUUUGCUUUGUUAUUAUGGGGUAUUGUGUGUAGGUUGAUGAAAAUGUUUUGUUUACUUUAAUCCAUUUUAGAAUAAGGCUGUGACGUAACAAAAUGUGGGAAAAGGGAAGGGGUCUGAAUACUUUCCGAAUGCACUGUAUGUUUUUGUUGGAGACACUUUGAUAUCUUGAUAAUUUGCAGCUGUUUAAGUCUAUCAAAAGUGUGUGAGUUUGAGCAUGUGUCCGUUAGGCUGGAUUUUUAAAAUGUUAUCAGCAUGAAUUAGAUUGAGCAAUUAAAGCCCCACUCGUGGUCUUCCUAAUUGAAACUUGUUUUUGACAGUAUGGAGCACAAUACCACAGAGGAGUUUAGAAGGGAGGAACCACCUCAAACUUUUAUUCCAUGGGCUGGGAUCUGCACUAUGCAGCUGUUGCAAGAGCCAGCUCAAGAGUGCAUUUUUCACUGGCUCUCCACAGGUUGCAAAAACAAUGAUUGAUAGGCGGUUUAAACUUUUUCAAUUAACCCGUUAUAGGGUUGAAAUACACAUAUACAUUUGUGAACAGCCGUCCACAACAACCACAAUCCGUAAGGUGCAAAUAGCUAAAUGAGAGAGCAGCAGUGUGAGUCAGACCAUUGCGCUAUGUAGACAUCAAUAAUACAUUAUAUCUGUAUAGCCUGUAGGCUACACCACUGCUGUCAUCCUUAGCUCCAAGUGUUUAUUCAAGUUGGAUAAUCUUUGGAUGCCGACAGCAGUCGCACCAUUGGAAGACAUACUGUAGCUUGGACUGUAUCCUACAAAAGCCUAUCCCUGCUCUUUUCCCGCGAUCCAUCAAACACAUUAGGUGUGUCAUCAUAGUGGUCUCUGACUUGUGGUCAGACUCGCUCAGGCGGAACAAACUUAAACUUGCACCUUUUUUCAAUGCUGAUUUGAAUGUCAUUGAGAAAACAGAAAGGUGUCAAAUAUUCUUAGAAGUAAUCAUCUAGUUUUUCAAUAUAUCUGUAAUCCGAUUACACUUUUUGCUGGUAACGUAAUGGAUUACCGUUUUUAAAAAAUCCAUUACUUGUCAUCCGUUACUCCCCAACCCUGCUACUAAUGAUAGCCUAGGGGUGGUGUCUGUCAGUUCGGUGGUCGUCAGGAGGUAGGGAGAGUGCCCACUCUCAGUCACACAUUCAGAUGGAAGGCUGCAGGCUCCCUGAUGCGCAGGGUGUGGGUGUGAAGGUCACAGGGACCAUACUCACCUCCCAUGAAUUAUGGUUUUAAAACGAACCCUUUAUCACAGGAGAAUAAUGAUGUACAGUGAGUAUUAUACUAGCUCAAUGUCAUUUUUGACAUUCAGUUGCCCAUGCUGUGUUACCCACAAAUGAAAGUGAUAAAUAUAAUGUAAUCGUAUGUAGCCCUGAUUAUUCCCUCCUCCCCUCUCUGUCUGCAGCCCCGUUUCCCGUGGAAGAGCCGUGUGUUUCCGCUGUGUGAGGAUGAGGAGACGGCUCUGAGGUGUGAUGAAGAGGAGCAGGAGGAGCCUCGCUGGGAGGAGAGAGCGAAGGCAGAGCCCACCAGCAGCACAGACGAGAGCAGUAUCUCUGUCCAGUCACACCCAUUCUCAGCCCUGUCCCUGUCCAGUACAACAGCACCACCUGCUGGAGAUGAUGGGAACAACAGUGUUACAGCAGAGUCUCCUCAGAUGACUUGGCUUUACCACUGCACAGCACAGGUAGCAUGUACAGUUACUUAUGGAAGUGUGUAUUUUGUGUUGUUGAAUGCAUGUAUCAACCAGUUUGUUGAUGUGGGCUGGGUAAGUCAUAAAUCAGUAGUGUUACAGAGAGCACCGCCACGCCUAACUGCCUUUCACUGAUCCAUUGCUUAAGUGUGUUCCGCACGCCUUUAAGUGCCUGUUUUCUGUCUUCAACAGGUCUCCACAGGAGAUUAGGAUACCCGAGGGACAGCGAUACAAGAGGAGGCCUGAACUCCCUGGUGGAGAUGACUUCACACCAAAU